This is a messenger RNA of Neltuma alba, 646 nucleotides long. Its product is annotated as probable protein phosphatase 2C 15. Lineage: Eukaryota; Viridiplantae; Streptophyta; Magnoliopsida; Fabales; Fabaceae. The coding region runs from base 53 to 412 and encodes 119 amino acids. The record is from RefSeq and is a predicted model, not a curated record. The transcript is spliced from 4 exons.
GGAUGUGGAUGUAGGGGAGUUUAUUGUUCCAAUACCGUAUGUCAAACAAGUGAUGCUGUCAAAUGCUGGUGGGAGGCUUAUAAUUGCUUCUGAUGGCAUCUGGGAUGCUCUAUCCUCAGAAAUGGCUGCAAAAUCUUGUCUGGGUUUGCCUGCUGAACUUGCUGCUAUGCAGGUUGUGAAGGAAGCAUUAAGGACAAGAGGUAUAAGGGAUGAUACAACUUGCAUAGUAGUUGACAUAAUUCCUCCUAAUAAUGGAUUGCCACCGCCUCCUCCCCCCAAAAAGCAGUUGAGAGCUUUACUAUUCAGGAAGAAAUCCAGUGAUUCUGCUAGUAAGCUAUCAAAGAGGCUUGCAGCUGUCAAUAUAGUAGAGGAAUUGUUUGAAGAAGGAUCAGCAAUGCUCGCUGAAAGAUGAGGGAACGAAGGGAAUUCAGGGGAAUCAACCUCUGGGAUUUUUGUGUGCGCAGUGUGCCAGAAAGAUCUUGCUUCAAGUGAAGGCAUAUCUGUUCAUGCUGGUUCCAUUUUCUCUACCACCUCUAAGCCCUGGCAAGGCCCUUUUCUUUGUGCUGAUUGUCGCAACAAGAAGGACGCCAUGGAAGGCAAGCGUCCUAGGGGAAUUAGAGUCUCAUAGCUUUUCUUCACCUGUCCA